Molecule: messenger RNA, 2533 nt
Organism: Chinchilla lanigera (long-tailed chinchilla)
Lineage: Eukaryota; Metazoa; Chordata; Mammalia; Rodentia; Chinchillidae
Gene: Habp4
Product: hyaluronan binding protein 4
Exons: 8
Coding region: 113-1288 (391 amino acids)
Biological process (GO): positive regulation of RNA splicing; positive regulation of translational initiation
Cellular component (GO): cytoplasm; nucleus
Molecular function (GO): RNA binding
Source: RefSeq, a predicted model, not a curated record
CGGUAGGCGCGGGGCCGGGAGCUGCUGCGGCGGGCGGGAUGGGCUCACGCCGCUGUCUCCGCUGAGGCGCGCUCCCGUGGGCGCCCGGCCGGCUUGCGGUGCCGCGCCGAGCAUGAAGGGCGGCCCGGCCGGCGCCACCAUGCAGGAGACCUUCGGCUGCGUCGUUGCCAACCGCUUUCACCAGCUGCUGGACGACGAGUCGGAUCCGUUCGACGUCCUGCGCGAGGCCGAGCGCCGGCGCCAGCUGCAGCUGCCGCGCAGGAAGCGCGACGAGGCGGGAGCCGCGGCCCCGGGGCCCAAGCCCGGCGCAGGCGGCCGCAAGGGGUCCCGCAAGGAGCGCAAGGGUCCCGCGAGCCCCGGGGGGGCCCUGCCACCGCCACCGCCACAGCAGGCAGGCCAGGGACGCACUCCUAGAAGAGAGGAGGUACAAGGAUGGAACGACAGCCGGGGGACAGACAUUACACUGGACAAAACAGAGCGGCGAUCCUACAGGGAAUAUCGACCCUAUGAGACGGAGCGGCAGGCAGACUUCACAGCCGAGAAGUACACCGAUGAAAAGCCGGUUGAUAGGUUUGAUCGAGACCGAGCGCCCAGAGGCCGUGGAGGCCCAAGAGGGGGCCUUCGAGGCCGAGGCCGAGGUGGGCCCGGAAACAGAGCUUUCGACACUUUUGACCCAAGAGGGAAGCGAGAUUUUGAAAGAUACAGUGGGAAUGAUAAAAUGGCAUUCAGACCUGAAGACAGCACGGGUGGGUGUGGAGUUCGCACCUGGGGGUCGGGAAAAGACGCUAGCGACUCAGAGCUGACUGGCCUGAUGGACGAGAUCCCGGCGAUGGAGGAGGCCCAGGGCGCCCUGGAGGAGGACUCUCCAGCCAAAGUUCCUGAGUUGGAGGUAGAAGAGGAAACUCAAGUUUAUGAGAUGACCUUGGACGAAUGGAAAAAUCUUCAAGAACAGACCAGACCAAAACCUGAGUUUAACAUCCGGAAACCAGAAUCUACUGUUCCUUCCAAAGCGGUGGUGAUUCACAAGUCAAAAUAUAGAGAUGAUAUAGUGAAGGAUGACUAUGAGGAGGAUGCCCAUGUUUUCCGGAAAGCUGCCAAUGACAUCACAUCCCAGCUGGAGAUUAACUUUGGGAACCUCCCUCGUCCUGGCCGUGGAGGCAGAGGCGGUGCCCGGGGCGGCCGGGGGCGGAUCCGGCGGGCGGAGAACUACACACCCAGACUGGAAGUGGUGACACAAGACAUUGCCCCCAACCCGGAUGACCCCGAAGACUUCCCUGCUCUGGCAUGAAUGGGGCCGCGCCAGCGGCCCCCACCUACGAGGAGACCCUGAGAACAAUAGAUGUUGCUUCCCAGUGUCGUGUGGAGUUGCUGCCCUCUUUUGGUCCGGGGGUGUGGGAUGCAGAGGCUUUGCACCCUCUGCCCCCAACAGGGGUUUCUGUCAGGCACUUUCCAAGCAGGUGAGGAAUGGUGACCAUUUUUUUUUAUUUAAGGAAUUAAUUCCAAAUGAAGGUCAGGAAUAAUGUUAAAAGUGUACAUAGAGAUUGUAUCAAACCCUCCACCAAUGCACAGAGAGUAGAGUAAGCUGUAAAAUAUAAUCUCUUGAGACUACUUAGUAAAUUGUAUAGUUCCCAGAAGCUGUAUAGAUUCCCCUCUUAUAUCACAGGAAAUAACAAAGAAUUGUAACUAUUCAUUUAGAGCAGUCACCGCAGUUUCAAAGAGUGUUUACUUGUAAAUGUCACACCCUCCUGAAAUUUCCUGAGUUCUCAUUUUUAUUUAACCACUAAUUCCAAACAGCUGUUGUACAGCCAGUGGUCACCACUCUGUGACAAAGGAAAUGUAUUGAUUUUUUUAAUGGUGAUAUAAACUACCUCGUGGUUUGUGUGUGUGUCUGUACACACUCAGUACAUACAGUACGUAUAUAUGUGCAUAAUUAGCAUUUGGGUGGUUUUUAGGACAAGUAUGACGUAUAUGAUUUUUUAAAUCCUUGUAUUUAACUCACCAAGUGAAAAGUUUCCCAGCCAAGGCUCGCGGCAUACCCUUUCCUCAGAACAGGAGCGCGCCUCAGCCUCGCGCAGGACCUGGCGGCCUGACCCCUGCUCUGCUGUGUGCCUGGCUCCUGCGUGGGCCGCGCGCGGCUCCAGUGCUCCUCACUGCAGUCCCAGCCUGAUGUGGGGCCGGAGCCCAGGGCCCAGCUGGCCCGCUCAGAGCGCACAGGUGCUGCAGAGCCAGGCAGAGGCAGCAGUGACUCGGCAGGAGUGCCGACAGGCGGCCCGUGGCUCUGGCCUGUCGGCCUGUGGUGGCGCCGAAGCCCCGUGCGAGGCUCUGCUCCUCAUGCUCCGCUGUGCUCACAUGGCUCUGAACUGGGGCCCAGGUACAAACAAAGGCUGGAAUUCCCUCCAAACUGUGCAUAGAAAACUCAGCCCCUGCGGCCACACCGAGCCACGGUGGAAAGCUGAACCCCUCAAUGUGUGACAGUCAAGGCUGUUGGGUGGCAGUGGCUUUGGGUCUCAUUAUUAAAUGACUUAUCUGAGUA